Molecule: messenger RNA, 243 nt
Organism: Pieris macdunnoughi
Lineage: Eukaryota; Metazoa; Arthropoda; Insecta; Lepidoptera; Pieridae
Source: the annotation of a GenBank genome assembly
AUGUCGGUGGAGGUCGGACAUGAAAAAUCUCGCUCGUUUGCUGGCUGUCCCUAUCAGCGAUUACGUGGUAACUUUCAUCUCACUGGCAGCCGCGACCACACUGCUCUCGUGGACGACAGAAGGGCGUUCGGCCCGCAGGUGGCUGGCGGAGGAUCGCGGGCGCAGGGAGAGGUGUCGCUCGCGCUUCCCCUACCAUACACACCCGCCCAUUCACUGUUAGCAGGUAACUGCUCCUUCUUGUAG